UCCCUGCGGCUCCUUCCCGCCCCGCCGCCCUCCGCGGCCAGUCCCCUGCCCCUGGGCAGAGCCCAUCUGGUCCGCUGAGCAGGUAAGACGCCGGAGCCCGAGCUUAGAAGGCAGCAAGAGUCGCCCGUGGGAGGGGACUUUGGGGGCUGGCGGGGCUCAGAGGCAGGCCAGAGGGCCCAACGUGGGAAGUGUCAGUCGUCCUCCGCGUGGAAAAAGAGGGAUCGACGAGAGGGCGCCCCCUGGGGAUCCGACGGGGGAUCCGGCCUGAUACUUUCCCAUUUCUGCUACUCCCUGCCACGGCCCCAGGAAUCUGAAGCCCCAAGGUGCAUGUGGCACAAAUUUCAGGAGAGAAGGCUAGCUUGAAAGAGCCCAGGGACAUCUGCGCCCCCUCUCUCCGGGCCCCCCAGAGCUGUCACGGGGAGCAGAGGAGCCCCCACACACACACCUCGAGGUGCGGGAUGGCCGAACCCAAAGAACAGCUGCCGGAGGAGGUGCUGGCCCUCAUCUUCCGCCACCUGCCGCUAAGGGACCGUGCCGCUGCCGCCCAGGUCUGCAGAGCCUGGGCCGCUGCCGCCACCUGCAGCUCGGUGUGGCACCACACAAACAUCAGCUGCCACUGGGAGCUGGAAGGCGUGCUGCGCUCCUACGUGUUCGCCUGCCUGGACCACGUUCACGAUCUCCGGCUGGACUUCGAGCCCUCCAGGAAGCCGAGCCGCUCAGCAGCCGUAGAGCUGCUGACGGCGCUGGCGGGCCGUGCCCCCGGGCUGCGGAGCUUGUGCCUGGAGUGUCACGGCGAGAAGCCGCUCUUCGACGCUGGCCGCGACGUCCUGGGCGCCGUGCACGCCGUCUGCGGGGCCGCCCGCGAGCUGCGCCACCUCGACCUGCGCGGCUUGCCCUUCACGCUAGACGACGGGCUGGUGCUGCAGGCGGCGCACGGCUGUCCCGAGCUCCACAGCCUUUUCUUGGACAACCGUACACUGGUAGGCAGCGUGGAGCCCAGCUCGGUGCUGCAGCUGCUGGAGGCCUGCCCGCGCCUGCGCGCCCUCGGGCUGCACCUGGCCAGUCUGUCGCGCGCCGCCCUCGAAGCGCUAGCCGCUCCCAACCGCGCGCCUUUCGCGCUUCUCGCCCUGCGAUGCGCGUGCCCUGAGGAUGCACGCGCAUCCCCGCUGCCCGAUGAAGUCUGGGCUGCCGUGCGCCGACGCCACCCUGGGCUGGCCGUGGAGCUGGAACUGGAGCCGGCGCUGCCUGAGGAGAGCGUCACGCGCAUCCUGCAGCCAUCAGUGCCCGUGGCCGCGCUGCGCCUCAACCUCUCGGGCGACACCGUAGGCCCCGUGCGCUUUGCCGCGCACCACUACGCGAAAACCCUGCGCGAGCUGGAGGUGCGCGCCGCCGCCUCGGCAGCGCUGGACCAGGCGCUGGAGGAGCUGGCGGCGCGCUGCGCGGACCUGUGCGAGGCGCACUGCUUCUGCGUGGUGAGACCCUCCGUGCUGGACGCCUUCCGCGCGCACUGCCCGCGCCUGCGCAGCUACACCCUCAAACUGAAGCGCGAGCCACACCCCUGGCGGCCCACGCUUGUGGCGUGAUGGGGCACCCCCCACGCCCGCAGACCGAAGCCUUCAGGGACGCCGGCUGGGGAUGCCCGGGCGCACCCCAGUUGCUAGCCCUUUCCUUCGGAAUUCUGUUUCCUGCUGACCCUCAGGGGAUUGGGGCCUGUGGGAUGGCACCCAGUCCCGGGUGCUCUGAGCCCACUCGGCGCUCUCAGCCCGGGCCGAUUGCCGCUGUCCUGGGCUCCUACUGGGCUCAUCCAUCCCAUCGUUCUGCGGACUGCCAGCUCUGCGCCCAGGCGUGGGGGGAGGGAGGGAGGGCCUCGGCAGGGGCCGGGCCUCCAGGCUGAGAGCGAAAUA
Messenger RNA from Lepus europaeus (European hare), 1904 nucleotides. RefSeq names its product F-box and leucine rich repeat protein 8 (gene FBXL8). The record is from RefSeq and is a predicted model, not a curated record. Gene Ontology annotation, cellular component: SCF ubiquitin ligase complex. Bases 459 to 1583 code for a protein of 374 amino acids. Gene Ontology annotation, biological process: SCF-dependent proteasomal ubiquitin-dependent protein catabolic process. The transcript has 3 exons. NCBI's taxonomy places the organism in Eukaryota, Metazoa, Chordata, Mammalia, Lagomorpha, Leporidae. Gene Ontology annotation, molecular function: protein binding.